AUGUCGACCACAGCGGUGGAUAGGGAGAAAGAUGGAGACCUCACGAAGAGGAAGCAGGGUGGCUUCCGGACCAUGCCGUUCAUACUAGUGAACGAGGUCUGCGACAGGUUCGCCACGGCGGGCUUCGGCGCGAACCUCAUCACGUACCUGACGCAGGAGCUGCACCUGCCUCUGGUGGAGGCCUCCAACACGCUCACCAACUUCGGCGGCACCUCCAGCCUCACGCCCAUCCUCGGCGCGCUCGCCGCCGACUCCUUCGCCGGCCGCUUCUGGACCAUCAUCGGCGGCUCCGUCUUCUACCAGCUCGGCAUGCUCGGCCUCGUCGUCUCUGCGCUAGUCCCUUCAUUCCGGCCCGGCGCCUGCUCCCCUCCCGCCACACCGUGCCGCCGCGCCAACGGCCUGCAGCUCGCCGUGCUCUACCUCUCUCUACUCUGCACCUCCCUCGGCUCCGGCGGGAUCCGGCCGUGCGUCGUGGCAUUCGGCGGCGACCAGUUCGACAACCAGACGAAGGAGGAGCACGGUGAAGCGGGCGGCGCGGAGGCUGUGGCAGGGCGGAAGCGGCAGUACUUCAACCUCUACUUCUUCACCAUGGGGUUCGCCGUGCUGCUGGCUCUGACGGUGGUGGUGUACAUCCAGGAGAACGUGGGGUGGGGGUGGGGGUUCGGGAUCCCGGCCAUCGCCAUGUUCGUCUCCAUCCUCGUGUUCCUCGUCGGCUACCCGCUCUACGUCCGGCUCAAGCCCGAAGGCAGCCCAUUCACGCGGCUGGCGCAGGUCGUCGCCGCCGCGUACAAGAAGCGGGCCGCCGCGCUGCCGGAGGACCCCGGCAUGCUGUACCAGGACAAGGAGCUGGACGCGCUCAUCUCCACCAACGGCAGGCUCCUGCACACCAACCACCUCACGUUCUUGGACCGGGCCGCCAUCGUGACGCCGACAGACACCGUGGGCUCCGGCAAGCUGGACCUAUGGCGGCUAUCGACGGUGCACCGCGUGGAGGAACUCAAGUCCCUCGUCCGCAUGCUACCAAUCUGGUCGGCCGGCAUAUUGCUCGUCACGGCGGGCUCGCACAACCACAGCUUUGCCAUCAUGCAGGCGCGCACCAUGAACCGCCACGUGACCCAGCAUUUCCAGAUCCCGUCGGCCACCAUGUCCAUCUUCACCACCCUCGCGAUGCUCGUCACCCUGGUCCUCUACGACCGUGCAUUUGUGCCCAUCGCGCGCCGCUACACAGGCCUUCCGUCCGGGAUCAACUAUUUCCACCGCACCAUCAUCGGUGUCGCCUCGGCAGCGCUUAUGGAAGCCAAGCGCCGCGGCUCAGCCACCGAGCAUGGGCUCCUGGACACCCCAGAAAUAGUGGUGCCGAUGAGCGUGUUCUGGCUCGUGCCGCAGUACGCCAUCCACGGCGUGGCGGAGGGGUUCUCCUCGGUUGCACACAUGGAAUUCAUGUACGACCAGGCGCCGGAGAGCAUGCGCAGCACCGCCGCCGCGCUCUUCUGGCUCUCCCACUCCCUCGGCAACUACAUGGGCACGGUGCUCGUCACGGCGGUGCAGAGCUCCACACGAGGUAGCGGCGAGUGGCUCCAAGACAAUAUCAACAGGGGCAGGCUGGACGCCUACUACUGGCUUGUCACCUGCCUCAUGCUGCUCAACCUUGGCUACUACCUCAUAUGCUUCCGUUUCUACACUAUGAAGCCAUUGGAGCUUGCAGAGGACGGCAACCAUGAAAAUGAGCUCGAGCUGUCCUCUGUGCACAAAAAUGGCGGUGGCACUGUAUAA
Lolium rigidum is the source of this 1773-nucleotide messenger RNA. Its product is annotated as protein NRT1/ PTR FAMILY 3.1-like. Gene Ontology annotation, biological process: transmembrane transport. The record is from RefSeq and is a predicted model, not a curated record. Gene Ontology annotation, cellular component: plasma membrane. The coding region runs from base 1 to 1773 and encodes 590 amino acids. The transcript has 3 exons. Lineage: Eukaryota; Viridiplantae; Streptophyta; Magnoliopsida; Poales; Poaceae. Gene Ontology annotation, molecular function: transmembrane transporter activity.